Molecule: messenger RNA, 1251 nt
Organism: Loa loa (African eye worm)
Lineage: Eukaryota; Metazoa; Nematoda; Chromadorea; Rhabditida; Onchocercidae
Exons: 8
Coding region: 1-1251 (416 amino acids)
Biological process (GO): carbohydrate metabolic process
Molecular function (GO): hydrolase activity, acting on carbon-nitrogen (but not peptide) bonds
Source: RefSeq, a predicted model, not a curated record
AUGCAUAUGCCCUGUGAGUACAACAGAAACAAGCGAUUAAAUUUGCGAUCGACGCAACUAUCAUUUACUCGUUCAUUGAUAGGUCAGCCAGGAUACUUACAAAAAACGACGGUCACUUCUCCGAUAUUCAUUUCCAAUCGGCAACCACUAAAGGAUUGUCCAGCGAUUGAUUCAUGUCUCUUACCUAACUGCUUCUGUUCAAGAUCGGGAUUGGAGAUUCCUGGAGGAUUAUUGGCAAGAGAUGUACCACAAAUAGUUCUCUUAACAUUCGAUGGUCCGGUAACUGAUCGAGCAUUCGCCGUGUACAAAUCAUUGUUCAGUGGGAAGUACCGGAAUCCGAAUGGCUGUCCCAUAAAGGGUACCUUUUUUGUGUCCAAUGAAUGGAAUAAUUAUGAUCAAACUCAAUGGUUAAUAAGCAAUGGUCACGAAGUCGCAGUGAAUUCAAUUACUCAUCAAAAUUUGGGUGAGGAAACAAUGGAACGUUGGAAGAAAGAAAUGGUUGGGAUGCGUGAUGCACUGCAACAUUUUAGCUAUGCAAGCGCAGCAGACAUUAUUGGUGUACGAGCACCACAGCUCGAGCUGGGAGGAGAUAAUCAAUUUGAUGUGAUGGAAAAGUUUGGCUUUGUUUAUGAUAAUACAAUGAGUGCAAGCGGUGGACCAUAUUGGCCACAAACACUAGCAUAUAGCAUAGCUUGGAAGUGUUCAUCAAGGCAAUGUCCGAAGAAUGUUCAUCCAAAUAUUUGGGUAAUACCGAUAAAUCGUUUCACUGCACUGAGCUCACAAAAAGAAUUCACUAUGUUGAAAGAAGCCGUUCGUCAUGAUGACUCUCCUUUGGAUGUUGCGGAGAUGUUGGAAAUGAAUUUCAAUCGUUCAUACAAUUACAAUAGAGCUCCGUAUCUGUUAACUGCUGAUAAUGACUUCUUUAAUGCAUUACCAAAUGAAGGCGCCAUCACUGCUUUCAAAUUGUUUAUCGAAAAAAUGUUAAAGAACUCAGAUGUAUAUUUUGUAACAGCGACACAAGCACUGAAAUGGAUUAGACAACCAACACGUUCACUACACAUUCACAGCUUUGAACCGUGGCAGUGCAAUGUUCCGUUUAAGAGCAACAUUACUACCUGUGAGACUCCAUCCAGUUGUUCAUUUAUUUGCAAUAGUGAAACUCGGAUUCUUCGAAUAUGUGGUACCUGCCCACAAGUGUAUCCAAAUAUUGGCGAUCCUACUGGCACUGGUAAUUCAACCGCCGACCGAUAA